Sphaeroforma arctica JP610 is the source of this 1417-nucleotide messenger RNA. RefSeq lists its product as hypothetical. Gene Ontology annotation, cellular component: phosphorylase kinase complex. Gene Ontology annotation, molecular function: calmodulin binding. Lineage: Eukaryota; Ichthyosporea; Ichthyophonida. The record is from RefSeq and is a predicted model, not a curated record. The transcript has 6 exons. Gene Ontology annotation, biological process: glycogen metabolic process. The coding region runs from base 221 to 1417 and encodes 398 amino acids.
GUGCGCUGCAUGUUAUAGUAUGGUAGUUCAGUACAGUGUAUAUCUAAGUACGUAGUCUCAAAAAUCGGUGAUCUAAGAUGGAGUUAUUCGGCACUUAGAUUCCAUGUUUGCACUCAUGCGCCGUUAGGAUACAUCUCUACCGUGCAAUAUACACACACACGCCGUGUACAAUACAUCUAUGCCAAUCAAGUCACCAUCGAUUAAGUAGUAAUAAGUCAAUAUGCUUAAAGAUGAGGUGCUCCUACAGUUCCACUAUGAAUGGGUCUACAAUACCAUCCUCGUGCACCAGCAUCCUGUGACAGGACUCCUGCCCUCAUUUUACGAACAAGGGUCGAGGAAGGUCAACAACCCCAAUGAUCUAUCCCACCAUUCAUGGGUACGAGACAACGUGUACGGGUGUCUUGCGGUGUGGGGGUUGGCGUUGGCCUAUAGGAAGUCAGUCGAUGCUGUCAACAGAGCCAAGGCUUACGAGCUAGAACAGAGUGUGGUCAAGCUCAUGCGCUCGCUACUCUUCUCCAUGAUGUGCCAGUCGGACAAGGUGGAGAAGUUCAAGCAGUCCCAGGCCACCAGCGACUCACUCCACGCCAAGUACUCCUCAGCCAACGGCAAGGUGUGCGUAGGCGACAAGGAAUGGGGGCACCUGCAGAUCGAUGCCACGUCGCUGUAUGUGCUGAUGCUGUCGCAGAUGACCGCCAGUGGGUUGCAGAUAGUUUGGUCGUUGGAUGAGGUGCACUUUGUUCAGAACUUGGUGUUCUACAUUGAACUGGCCUACCACACGCCUGACUAUGGUAUCUGGGAGAGGGGCGACAAGACCAACCACGGCCUGCCCGAGCUCAAUGCGUCGUCGAUCGGCAUGGCCAAGGCAGCGCUUGAAAGCAUCAACGAAUUGGAUCUGUUUGGAGCACAGGGGGGACCCAAAUCAGUGAUCCACGUCAUGCCAGACUAUAUCAGACGCAACCAAGCCAUUCUCGAGUCACUGCUGCCGCGCGAAAGCAAUAGCAAGGAGAUCGACGCUGGACUGCUGUCCAUUAUCUCGUACCCUGCGUUCAGUGUCGAGAGCAAAGCAGUGGUAGACAUUACACGUGACGACAUCGAGUCCAAGCUCAAGGGCCGGUACGGGUGUAAACGCUUUCUGCGAGACGGCUAUAUGACCCCGAUGGAGAACCGCAACCGCUUACACUAUGAGCCUGCUGAGCUGCAGGUGUUUGAUAACAUUGAGUGUGAGUGGCCGUUGUUCUUUAUGUAUCUGGUACUGGACGGGCUCUUCCGCGGGGACGUGCAGCAGAUACACGAGUACUCUGAGCUGCUAGAAGACCUCCUGAUGGAUCCGGAAGAGUCUUAUGUGGAGGAUGUGGGCGCCAAGCCCGUGAUGGACUUUCCCAAGGAUGUGGACGUUCAAACGCUUUCCAAAACGUAA